AUGGCAUCGGUUGUGUCUCGAGUUGUCAAAACUGUUCGGAACCAUUGGAAAAAAUCAGUUUUUGGAUGUGUGGCAGUUGCAUAUGGUACUCAGUAUGCAACAAACUUGUACAAGACAGAAACUUUACGAAGAGAAUAUUGUCAAGAAGCAUUAAAAUAUGGUAUGAAGUCAAUUCAGCUUACUCAACGACCCCGCAAAGUAAUGGUUUUCCUUAACCCUGCAGUCAGCCGGGGGAAAGGUGUAAAACUGUUUGAAAAAAAUGCAGCUCCUAUUCUCAACCUGGCUGGUAUCCAGAUUGAUGUUGUUAAGUUGGAAUACGAAGGUCAAGCAAAACAAUUGCUGACUGUUUUGGAGAAAGAUGAAACCGAUGCUAUUAUUGUGGCUGGUGGUGAUGGAACCCUGCUUGAGACAGUGACUGGUAUAAUGCGAAAGAAAGACAAGGCUUUUUGUCAAAAUAUCACUUUAGGGGUUCUACCCUUAGGACGAACAAACCGCUUUGCAAGAAGGCUUUUUGGUGAAGAUCCAAAUCAAGUGAGAUUCAUUAUGGAUGCUGCUAUGGCUGUUGUUGAAGCAACAGUUAAACCUGUUGAUGUCCUUGAAAUCAAAGCAGAAGAUGGUAAAGAUACUUAUGCAUUGUCAGGUUUGCAACUUGGUGUUUAUAAUGAUGCUGAAGAACGAAAAUCAAAGUAUUGGUAUUUUGGACCUCUGAAGUCACGUUGGACCUAUCUUCGCACUGGAAUGAACAAAUGGCCACCUGAUGUGAAACUAGAUAUGGAGUACAUUCCAGCUAUGGUGCCCCUCAGAAUAAAGAGAGUCCUCACUGAAGAAAAGGUGAAGGAAAUUGAGCAAAGAAAUAAGUGGUCAUUAUUUAGCUUCUUUUACAAAUCAAGAAUUCCUCCCAAAGAUGAAGAUUAUGAAGAAGUUUAUCAAAUAACUGAAGAAGAUUGGGUGAAACGAGAAUUGUCUACUGUUGAGCUGACUGUAAUGUCCAGCAAUUAUUAUGAAGGUGUAAGUCCCAACAAAUCCUUGCAAAUUGGAAUCGGUCCAACAUCUCCUAGCAAAACUGAAGUUAUUGAAGAAGGGUGGCGUCGAAUCAAGUCAAAGAGUUUGCUGUUUGGAACGGAACAAAACGAACAUUUAAAGGCACAUAAAAUACGAUUAAAACCUGAGAAAAAAGAGGGCCAGCAAAUGUGGUUUAAUGUUGACGGAGAAGCAUUUGAAUCCUGUCCAGUUGAAAUGACCCUCUUAAAGAACAAAUUGAAAAUGUUUUGGAGGCAGAAUCCAUCAUACACGACACCACUGACAGUAGGGACCAAUGCUAGUUGA
This is a messenger RNA of Acanthosepion pharaonis, 1326 nucleotides long. Lineage: Eukaryota; Metazoa; Mollusca; Cephalopoda; Sepiida; Sepiidae. The record is from the annotation of a GenBank genome assembly.